UGUCGACGCGCGUUCAUCAGCUCUCACGUUACUUUCAUUUUGACAACAUUUAUAUGUUGCGUAAAUAUACGUUCUAUGAUGAUCUCGCCGUAUUGCUGUGUCGCGAUCAAGACGUUUUCCUCACGGCUGAACGCGCUUCAUAUUCGCUUAUCAGAUUUACCCGAUGUGAAAGAACACGUGCGACAUUAUCUCGACGAUGAACGCCCGAAUCCUUCGUCGUCAGUAAGGAAAAUUCUAUCUAAACUAGACGCAACGUAACCUCUACAGUAAUCCAGCUCGACUGUUCAUUGACAGCAAGUUGUUGAUAACAAAUCUUCUUGUGAUUUGUGUUUGAUUGUGCAAACGCGACGCAAGGCAAAAUUUAAUUGCGAUAAUUAGACGUUAAAAUGAAUGUCGAAGUCUCACGGCAUGAUCUCUGAACGCCGAAGGAUGCGAACGGCGCAAAAUGGAGCAGAUAGAGACGAAUAGAGACGUAAUAGAGACGAAUUUGUUAAACCAAGAUGAACAAGUGAAGAAAGGAGAGUCAUGGCUAAUAGCUCAGACUGUAGGUGAAAACCAACAGCAGCAAGCACAAAAUACACCCAUAUUCUACAAGUUUGAUGACAACAUGGUACCAACAAGUGAAGUGAAUGAAAUGUCAGCAAAUACAAAGUGGUGGAAAGACACAUCUACAGAGGAUGUAAGAUUGACAUCGGAACCUGAAACAAUAAUUGUAGAAACUUAUCCAUUAAUAGAACAUACUGCAGACACACAAUCAACCGAUUUAUCUCAAGAUCCAUUAAUGCUGAAUAAUGUUUCUACGAAAGAAUCCACAAAAAAAUUAAUAAAAUGUAAACAGAAAAAAGUGAAAUCAUUAAAAGAAUCUAAACAAUCUGUAAAACGUACAAAGCAUCCUGAGAAUUGGAAAGUAAACGUAAAGAAAAAUGCUAGAUUAAGAGGAGAGGAAUAUAUUGGAGUUGGAGGUAAAAUAGUGCCAGCUAAAACAAUGGGACCACCUUGUAAUUGUCGCAUGCACUGUGCAGAUAAGAUAGACGAGGACGAGCGCGAGAAAUUGCACAAAGUGUUCUGGAAAACGUGCACAUGGGAGCAGCGAAAGCAGUAUAUCGCGCUCUCUGUCAAAGAGUCCCCAAAACAGCGUACUCGUUGUCGCGGCAACGUCAAAACGGAACAUCGCCGGCAGGUGACAUUUACUUAUUCUCUCUUGUUGAAAGGUGAAUUUAUCACCGUGUGCAAGUCCAUGUUUCUCAGUACGUUCGCGGUAUCAGAGAAAUUCGUGCGUCACGUGAUGGAUAAGAAACGCACAUCACCAGGUGGCAUUAUAGGACCAGAUCAGAGAGGUAGGCAUACACCGAAAACGAAGAAAAGCGAAGAUGUGAAAGAUCGUGUGCGCGAGCACAUCAAAUCCUUCUCGACGGAGAUAUCGACAGAUCCUAAAGAUCAUACUGGUAAACGAUAUCUGGAUUCGAGAUUGAGUAUUGCUGCAAUGCACAAGUGCUACGUUUUCAAGUGCAAACAAGAAAGUGUGCCCGAGAGUGAUAUAGUGAAGGAGAGUUAUUACAGAGAAAUGUUCAAGACAGAAUUUAAUCUCGGAUUUAAACGUAUGCAAACUAAAGAGAAGAAAGUGCUGCCGAACAUUAGUAUGAGUGAACAAGUAUGUGAGGAACAGAUUCUCUAGUUAUACAACGAAAUUGUUAACAUCAGCUUAAGUUCAACUUAAGCUGAACACUAUAAAUUUAUUAACAUAAUAUUUAUAAAUUUGUUACACGCAGCUAUGUUUUAGAUAUUCUAAUUAAUUCAAGGACGUUCAAAAUAUUUACAUUAGAUAAUAAAAUGCCAUUGAUCAUACAGUGCCAACUUGCAUUCUCACAGUAUGCACCAAUGCACACGCAUAAUAUACAUUAUAUGUACAUUACUUUUUUUAUAGUGGAAUUUUGAGUUUUUUAUUACUUUUUAACAUUGAUCAUUAUCUUGCUAUAUUUUUUAUAAAUAUGAAUUACAUUGCAUAAAAAUUGCAAUUAUAAAAAUUAUUAAAAGAAACGGAAAUAUAAUCAUCAAUAAUAUUAGUGACAACUCAAUAAAAAUGAAAUCUCUAAUAUUUAUAUCUCUUGGCACAUAACAGUACUCUUCGUUAUUUCAAUUUUUCAAUAGAUAUCUACAUUUACGUGUCAUUCUUCAACAUUAAUGUUAGCGAUGCGACUAUUGUGUAAUAAUAUUACUUUUAUUAUUGUCAUGGAGUAUCUUCAUAAUUAUCUUUACUUCUCUUCGUUCUGUGAACUAACUUCUCUACAUCGAAGCGUUGCAGUUUCCACAGCACCGAUUAGCGCUGAUCUCAAACCAUGCUGCUCUAAAUAAUGAAUGCCAGCUAUGGUACUCCCUGCAAGAAAAUGAAGACAAACGUGUACCAACUGUAAAAAAAUCAAAUAGAAGUCACUUUACUGCUAUAAAUUCUGACCUGCCGGCGAAGAUACGUCAUCUUUAAGCUGACCUGGAUGAAGAUUCGUCUCGCGAAUCAUAGUACCAGCACCUAGAACAGUUUGUGCAGCGAGUUUAUAUGCAAUAGGCCUAGUAAGGCCCAUUUUUACACCGCCGUCCGCUAACGCUUCGAUUAUCAUGUACACCUGGAAAAGGCACGGUUCCCGCUAUUUUAGCAAAUUUUCUUUAAAUAUUUCAACAGGUAAAAACAAUUAUUUUUUUAUACAAAAGUGUGUAAGAUUUGUAUAGAAAUUUUAUAAAAUCUUUUUUUGUGCUUAUACACAAAAAUAGUAAAGAUCUUGUGACAAUGUUAACAGAACUUGAAAAUAGUUACUAACAUAGGCAGGACCAGAGCCAGCCAAGGCGGUGACAGGAUCGAUGAGAUUCUCCUGGAUUUCUUCGCAGAAACCUACGGCGGAAAAUAGUUUCUCCGCGAUUUCAGCCUCUUUAUCACCGGCAUGCUUUCCACGAGUAUACACUGUAGCGCCACAACCCACCAAAGCCGGCGUAUUUGGCAUUACCCUUAUCACGGGUGUUCCUUCUGGAAGUGCCUGAAACAAGAAAGUCUCAUUUUAUUUUAUAUAUUGCGCAACUAUAUAUAACAGGAAUAAUUCAACAAGAAAGUUAAAUGUGGCAUUCUUCGCUUAUCGUAGAUAACAAAUGUAGAUAUGCAAAUGUUGGAUGUUUUUCCGGAAAAUUUUAUAACUACUAAAUGACCACCGAUAAGAAUGCCACAGAUAUGCGAUACAUCACAUCCGUCUUCGCUGUGAACAUGAUGAAUAUUACCUUUUCUAAUGAUGCUAAGGGGAUACCCAUGGCGAUGGAGAUAAGUAAUUUCUUAUUAUUUUUCAACUCUGGAAGAACUUUUGGAACAAUUUGCGGCUUUACCGAGAGGAUUAAGAUAUCCCCAUAAUCGACGACAGGACCAUUAGUGAAUACGAUGAUAUUUCAACUUCAUAAUAUAAAAAAAUCUACAAAAAUCGCAUUAGCAAUCUAAUGAAAUGGUGGAAGAAAACGAGAUUACGAAGGAAGAACUGACAUGACUUUAUUAAUUACACGGAUUGCAUCGUGUGACACUCGACAAAUAGAUCUCAACAGUUUCCUAUUCCGUGACACGAACGACUGGAUUACCCGACUCUCGCGAGCUGCUCUCGUUCGUUCCAACGCGAUCUAACUGCAGCGAUGCACUCGUAGCUUUAAAACACUGGUACGAUAAGGCAACGACUAAAGAUUAUAAUUUUUACACGACAAGUACAUCAACCUGACGUUCGCAGAACGAUAAUCGUAUAAAUAAUGACGACUUUUUACUACGCAACUCUCGCUUUUUCUCGCAUCACUUUGCGCGAUGAAAAUACUUUGUAUUUUUGUGUAUAUAUCGCACGAGAUAAUAGUAAUCGUAUUGGAUGUUGACAGAAAAUAUUAGAAGUAUGAUGCAAACUGCCGCGCCUUCUCUUUCUGUCUCUCUCUCUCUGUUUUGACUGACGAUCUCGUUUCAUAAUGUAUUCAAAUUUACUUAAAAUACUCUGGAGAGAAUGCAACUUCUGCGAUUACAAAAAAAAGUGUUGUCAGCCUCGCCACAGUGACGCAUGAAUAACGAACUUUGUACAUUCGCGGAUGUUUAUGACCAAGAAAUAAAAUAUUGCCGUCCGCGGUCUGUCAUCUUAGUUCAAGAACAUAAGCAGCAGACUAUAAACUUAAAGAAAAAAAGUAUAUCGAUUCUUUCAUCACUUAUAUUAUUUUCGAAAUGAUUAGUAAUACGAUUUGUCUUUGUAGCAAUGUAAAAGUAAAAUUAGUCGAUAUUUCACUCACGAAUUUAUGAAUUUUAUAUAUUUUAUGUAAUAAUACUAUAAAAGAGGAGACACACGAGCCGAUAUAUACUGUUGAUAUUAAGCUUAAUCCGAAAAGAAAUUGGAUAAUUUAAAUAAUGACUUUAGGCAGAUAUCCUAGAUAAUUAAAGUAAUCAAAGGCGUGGAGGUGAAUAGAAAUAAUUAUAUAAAAAGAAAAACUGAGAUUAGCAGAGUUAUAAGAAAUAAGGAAAGACGAAGCAUAGUUAACAGUAUCAGGUAGUAAGUUGAAAAAUCCUACUGUAUAUAUAAAGAAGCAUUUAAAAAUUUUAUUCUUUCAUGAUACUCCUAUAAAUCUUCUUUGAAUAGCUUA
This is a messenger RNA of Odontomachus brunneus, 4629 nucleotides long. RefSeq lists its product as uncharacterized. Bases 446 to 1675 code for a protein of 409 amino acids. The record is from RefSeq and is a predicted model, not a curated record. The transcript is spliced from 6 exons. NCBI's taxonomy places the organism in Eukaryota, Metazoa, Arthropoda, Insecta, Hymenoptera, Formicidae.